AUGCUUACUUCAAGAUUCAGAAUCAAGACUUCAAGCUCUAUAAAGACCGGCAACCUUUUUAGCCCUUUAGCAAGCUUCAUAAAGUCUCUAAACUCAAAUGAGCCCAAAUCUAGCAAGAAUUCAUCUACCAAGUCUCCUAAAACGCCGAGCAAAUCCAACACUCCGACUAAAAAUAAGGGUCAUAAGAGCCAAAACUCAAACGCUUCAGAAAAGCUCACAAAGCUGACCCCAUAUCAAGGAAAAAUGAGGGCUUAUGGGUUUUUUAAAUGCCAGGAAUGCAACAGACAAUGGUCAAGUGGCUACAGCUGGGCUAAUAAAGGCCAGCAGUGCUUGACUUGUGAAAUCAAUGUAUAUCCCUAUAGACAAAGAAAAUUGGAACCAAAAAAAUUUAAAAGAGGAGAAAUAAGGAAGCCUCACCAGAUAAAGCUCUGUGAAAAAUGUCAGGAUUUGGGCUAUCCCUGCACAGAAUAUCGCCCUAGCAAGUCUGAAAUGGUGAUAUAUAGAGAAAGAAAAACUCGUUUGGAUUUUAACUAA
This is a messenger RNA of Blepharisma stoltei, 534 nucleotides long. The record is from the annotation of a GenBank genome assembly. Lineage: Eukaryota; Ciliophora; Heterotrichea; Heterotrichida; Blepharismidae.